This is a messenger RNA of Sphaerulina musiva SO2202, 1464 nucleotides long. Its product is annotated as P-loop containing nucleoside triphosphate hydrolase protein. Gene Ontology annotation, molecular function: ATP binding; ATP hydrolysis activity. Gene Ontology annotation, biological process: mitochondrial respiratory chain complex III assembly; protein insertion into mitochondrial inner membrane from matrix. The transcript has a single exon. The coding region runs from base 1 to 1464 and encodes 487 amino acids. The record is from RefSeq and is a predicted model, not a curated record. Gene Ontology annotation, cellular component: mitochondrial inner membrane. NCBI's taxonomy places the organism in Eukaryota, Fungi, Ascomycota, Dothideomycetes, Mycosphaerellales, Mycosphaerellaceae.
AUGUCUCGACUUUUUCAUCCCGACCUUCACAGCCAUCUUGCGCAUGGGGGCUUCGUCCGAACCACCAUUGAAAAGCUAUAUCAACUCGACUUCACACACCUGGGAUCUAUUGUUGCUGUCGCCGGAAUCAUACCUGCUGCAUGGGUGUAUAUCCGCAGCGCGUGGAGAGAGACAUCAGCAUGGGUGCGACACUUUUUCAUUGCUUCGGUGUCGAUUCCCGCGCAUGAUCCCGUCAACAGAAGCGUCAGCACAUGGCUCCACGAGCACGUUAUUGAGCCUCGACGACUACGAUUUCACAUUGCGCGGACAGAGCCCGGUCGUACGUCAGAUCCGGGCGCUGCGCUGAAGAAGAGUGCACCUGUGCAGUAUUUGCCCCAAUGGCAGAACAUCUGGUUCCGGCAUGAAGCGAAGAUGUUUGCUGUCAGUCGAGAUGGCUUCAGUUCUUCAAGCCGAGACUCGGACUAUGAUGGGUUCGGUGGAGGAGAGCUCUGUAUCAGCUGUCUGGGCGUAUCUUCCGAGCCUAUCAAAAAGCUGAUUGAGACGUGCCGCCUGGCAGCAGAUCAACAAGCCCAAUUCUACGUAAUCAUCUACUGCAGAGAUCGCUAUGGGAUGAACUGGAAGCCUCGACUGCGAAGACCACUUCGCCGAAUCGACACUGUGCACUUUGACGAGCGCGUGAAGAAAGCGCUCAUGACAGAUAUCAAGACCUACCUCGACCCUCGGACACAAAAGCUCUAUCAAAGUCGAAGCAUGCCGUAUCGGAGAGGAUACCUGUUUUAUGGUCCACCUGGUUCGGGAAAGUCUUCUCUGUCGACGGCAAUAGCCUCCGAGUUCGGUCUCGAUCUGUACGAGGUCAAAAUUCCGAGCAUCUCGAGCGACGCGGAUCUCGAGCAAAUGUUUUCAGAGGUGCCACCACGCUGCAUAGUGCUUCUGGAAGACAUCGACGCUGUAUGGACUGGCCGUGAACGCCAGUUGCCUGAUAGUGACGAUGAGAGUAGCAAUUCUUCCAGCUCGAAUGUCACACUAUCCGGCCUCCUCAACGUCCUUGAUGGGGUGGGAUCGCAGGAGGGUAGAAUUGUGGUCAUGACCACUAAUAGGCUUGAGGAGCUCGAUAGCGCCCUGAUCAGGCCUGGUCGCGUGGAUCUGAAAGUCCACCUUGGAUUAAUUUCGCAACAAUCUGCGCGAGACAUGUUCAUUUCCAUGUUCGCGCCCGACCUGUUGCACUGGGCACGUAUCUCAUCAGAGACGGUGGACACUCUCGAGGAUCAUGUAUCGCUGGAACAGGUAAAGAUACUCGCCGCGCAAUUUUCCGAACAGAUUCCGGAGGAUACCUUCACGCCUUCGCAACUGCAAGGCUUCUUUCAACUGCACCUCAAAAGUGCGGUUCGUGCGACUUCCAGCAUUGCAGCGUGGGUAAAGCAGCAGCGGUUGCCCGAUUCGGAGAAAGAAUUCGAAGUCUGCUAG